Prionailurus viverrinus (fishing cat) is the source of this 1455-nucleotide messenger RNA. It is a transcript of the gene TASL, whose product is annotated as TLR adaptor interacting with endolysosomal SLC15A4. Bases 206 to 1096 code for a protein of 296 amino acids. The record is from RefSeq and is a predicted model, not a curated record. Gene Ontology annotation, biological process: regulation of toll-like receptor signaling pathway. The transcript has 2 exons. Lineage: Eukaryota; Metazoa; Chordata; Mammalia; Carnivora; Felidae.
CCCACUGUUUUUGAGCACAAAUCAGACUCGAGCAAAAACAACUCUUUCCAUGGGAUCAGCUAUAAGAAGAAUGGCCGUACAAAGAGCAGCUUAGUUUCUUGGAAGGCUGGUGGACAUUUCUGGAAAAAGCACAGCUGACUUACUUGUCCCUAUAUGGUCAUUUGCUGUUUCCUCCGGACCAAAGGAGCAGAUUGGUUCGCGAAGGAUGCUGUCAGAAGGGUAUCUCAGCGGACUUGCCUACCAGAAGGACAUCCACUGGAGCUGUUCAUCUUAUAAUGAGCAGGUGGCUGAGGAGGAAGAAGAGACAAAAUCUGCCACUCAUUCCUAUUGCUCUGUGGAUGAGACUCAAGUCCGAAGCCUGUACGUGAGCUGCAAAUCCUCAGACAAGUUUAUGUCUUCAGUGCACGCGCGCGAGAGCCAACACAGUGGAAAGCAGAGAACCAUAAUGCUGCAGACAAACCCCAAUCCUGUGUUUGAAAGCCCCAGCUUAGCUGCAGUGGAAAUAUGUAGAGACUCGAGCAGAGAGACCUACUUGGUUCCACCUUCCUGUAAGAGUAUUUGCAAGAAUUACAAUGACUUACAUAUUGCAGGUGACCAGGUGAUGGCUAUUAAUUCAGUGACGACGGAUUUCCCCCCUGAGAGCAGUUUUGACUAUGGCCCUUUGCUGAAAUCAUCUGAGAUUCCUUUGCCCAUGGAGGAUUCCAUUCCCACUCAGCCCAGCGACUUUCCCCAGAAACCUAUCCAGCGGUAUUCGUCGUACUGGAGAAUAACCAGCGUCAAAGAGAAAAGCAGCCUGCAAAUGCAGAAGCCAGUUUCUAAUGCAGUGCUGAACGAAUACUUGGAGCAGAAGCUGGUAGAAUUAUACAAGCAGUACAUUAUGGACAUUGAGUUUCAUGACAGUUCUCCCACCCAGAUUCUAGCGUCUGAACUCAUCAUGACAAGUGUGGAUCAAAUUAGUCUCCAAGUGUCCAGAGAGAAGAAUCUGGAGACCUCCAAAGCCAAGGACAUAGUCAUUAACUGCCUAUUACAGCUGGUGUCGGGUGAAAUUAGCACACCUAGUCUCCGUAUUUCUCAGUACAGCAACGUCAAUCCAUAGAGAGAAGGCUGGCGGCCCUCCUUCUCGACUCCUCCAAAUGAGAGCAACACUUCCUUCAUUUAUUCUGAGAAUGUGCAGGAGGUGGGGGUGAAGGGGAGUCCAGAGCUAAAAAAAAGCAAGGUUGGACAGAGGUCAAGUGUGAAUUCAAAGGAAAUCUCUUACUAUUGCACGUAAUGAAGGCAUGUGGGAAGAGCAUCCAGAAAGACUCAUUGCAAAGCAAAGGUCGUAUAGCAACAAAGCACAAAUAAAAAUGAUCCACGGGCGCCUGGGUGGCUCAGUCAGUUAAGCCUCGAACUUCGGCUCAGGUCAUGAUCUUGCGGUUUGUGAGUUUCAGCCCCACGUCGGGCUCUGUGCGACGG